Molecule: messenger RNA, 1128 nt
Organism: Eucalyptus grandis
Lineage: Eukaryota; Viridiplantae; Streptophyta; Magnoliopsida; Myrtales; Myrtaceae
Exons: 5
Coding region: 1-1128 (375 amino acids)
Biological process (GO): nucleobase-containing compound metabolic process
Cellular component (GO): nucleus; cytoplasm
Molecular function (GO): 3'-5' exonuclease activity; nucleic acid binding
Source: RefSeq, a predicted model, not a curated record
AUGGAUUAUUACCAUCUUAUAAAGGUGGAAGCUAAGAGUCCCACCAGGGUCAAACAAAAGGAUGCCGGCACGGAUUCAGGUGAUGAUGAGGAAGCAGAGAUGUUGUUUGCGGCAUUCGCGGAAUUUGAGGAGCUUCGUAAGGUGACCCAGAGGGCGAGAUGCAUAUUCCUAAGGGAAGGGCAGAGGAAUUGUACAGAAAGUUGGGAGCUUUUGAAAAGCAGCAUGUGGAUGAGGAUUAAUUAUGCAUUGUAUGAGGAGCUUGAUGCUGAAGAUGUGGAGCGUUCUCAGGAAAAAUACAGGCUUGCAACCACUUUAAAAGAAUGUCUUUAUGUGGAUCGAUAUGAAGAGAUUAGGACAAGACGAUCUAGAGCUGGUAAGAGCAAAUCAGAAUCGGAUAAUCGACAGAAGAGAAAACACCCAAGUUUUUGGCAGCAAAAAAGGAGGGCGAAGAUUCCUCAAGUUGCUCGCUUCUCGGUUUCUGGUAUUUCAGAGAAGAUCACAACAUGGGUCACUGACCAGCCCGACGUCAUUAGCCAUUGGAUUCAAAAGAUUGAGCGCUUUCACCAUCGUAGGCUCAGUCGGCUAAUUGUCGGCCUCGAUACCAAGUGGUGCCCAAACUCCGAGCCCAGUAACGAUUCUCAUCGAGUUGCCAUCCUCCAGCUCUGCGUCGGCCAUAAGUGCCUCAUCUUCCAACCCCUUCACGCGAUGUACAUUCCCAGGUCACUGUUUGUGUUCCUCGCCAACGUGAAGUACACUUUUGUUGGAGUCGGCGUGGAUGAAGAUGCCAGGAAACUCACCAAAAACUAUGGACUCGACGUGUCAUGCAUCAUUGACAUCCGUGCACUGGCAGCGAAAAGAUUGGUGAAUUACUUUUGGCAAUUCGUGGGUCUCAAAAGGCUAUCCAAGUCCAUCCUCGGUAGAGAGCUCGAAAAGCCUGAGGAGAUAACAAUGAGCAAAUGGGACAAUAAGACGCUCACGGAUCGUCAAAUCGAGUACGCUUGCCUGGAUGCAUUCGUUUCUUUCGAGCUCGGGAGAGUUUUGGAGGCGUGGUCAGUGGAUAGACACUUUGACGGUUGGUGCGUUAAUAUCGAUGCGAGGUUUGUAUUCAAGGAAGAUAAUUACCUUUGA